GGCACAGCGCCUCCUUGUGCUGUAUGUUCCCGUCGAAAACCAGGGAGGGAGAGAGAGAGAGAGAGAGAGAAGAAAUUCGAACGGAUUUCGAACUCGCAAUCGCGAGCUUGCUCGGACCACUCUCCAAUUCCGGUUCAGCACUGAUCGGCACCUGGAUUCCGGCCAUCCGAUCCUUGCGUAACUGCCGUGAAUUCCGACCAAUCCACUACUAUCUGAUAAUUUCACUGGUUUUUUUUUUCCUCUUGUAAUUAUUGGAGUUACUGGCGGACAUUCAAUGAGGGUUUCGCGUGGGGGGCGAUCGAAUUGGGGCGUUGGAGGCAUUGGUGGCGAGUUCUGGCGGUUUCUUUGAGGGUUGAAUUUCGUCUGGAAGGGUGUGAGUGAUGUUGGAUUUUAGGGAGGGGGGAUUAGGGUUAGGGUUUUGGGGGUAGCUGGCUUUCAGGGUGGGUCGGGGUUUGGGGGAGCUGGUGUGCGAGAUGGAUGAGAACAAUACCGAGCUUGAGGAAGGAGAAGCUUGCUAUUACAACGCCGGGGUCGCCGGCAAGGACAGCAACAUUGACGCUGAUAUUGACCUCUCUUACAUUGAUGAGAAAAUUCAAAAUGUUCUGGGUCAUUUCCAGAAAGAUUUUGAAGGUGGGGUUACUGCAGAGAAUUUGGGGGCAAAGUUUGGUGGGUAUGGCUCUUUUCUACCUUCCUACGAGCGUUCACAUUCUAUCUGGUCUCGUCCAACUCCACCAAGAAAUAAGAUCAUGGCUAAAUCACCAAAUCAUUUUUCCACAGAGGGUGUGCAUUUUAAAGCUCAUGCGGCUGUGUCCCCUUUAGGGAAACCUGGAACUGCAUCUGAUGCACCAACUUUGCAUAAUUCAAAGGUUCUGCCAAAUGAUCCUUUGAAGCAAGAUUUGGCGAUUUGCUCUGAGCUGGUUCCUAACUGUUCAAUGAAAGAAGAUAUUUCAAACAAGCCAGGCAAUCAAUCUGAUCAGCGGACUCUAAAGGUCCGACUUAAAAUGGGUUGUGAUCCGAAUGCCCAGAAAAAUGCUGCAAUUUACAGCGGUCUUGGGCUUGACAAUUCUCCAUCUACAUCAUCGGAAAGCAGCUCCGGAGAAAGCGAGGACCUAUCAGCAUCAUCUGGAGAGAUUAUUGAGGUGUCUCCUGCUGGCAUUCUUCAGGUCAUGACGUCCUUUCCAGUUGCUAAUGUCGGCUUGAUAUCUCCUCUUCAUGAGAAGUUGCUUUCCUUGACAAAAAAGGAAAAAUCCUUCGAGGAUAGUAAACCUGUUCAAUCCCCUACGGGCAGCAGAAAAGAUGUCGCCAUAUUAGAGGAUCUUUCAGUCAUCCUUCCGGCUGAUAAAGAGUUGUCUAAGGGGAUUAAGACAAUAUUGGACAACAGGAACGGAAGUUUAAUUCGACAGAGGUAUGAAGCAGGAGUUGAUUCUGACGCCAGUAAGUCAUCAUCAGUGAAGAAAAAAGUGAAGAAUGGGAUGAUAGAUGGCAAGCAGACGUUCGGUGGCAAAGGCAAAAAGAUGCCUUUGGCUGAUUCUAGCAACAGUUGCGACGUUGAGAGUCCAGCUUCUAAUCCAUCUGAAAACCUUCAAGUAAACAAAAAGAAUAAGGUGAAAGGCAGAUCAGUGACGGUUUCGGUAAAGGAUUUAUCAUCAAAGCCAAUUACUAGCCAGGAGACUGGUGUACAGAUGCAGAAUGGAAGGAACAAUUUGACUGAGAAGUCGCAAGAAUGUGGGCCUGUAAACUCCCUAAACAAGGUGUCGGGUCAAUUGAAAGUUAUUGGUGAGUGGAAAGGUGAAAAAAUUGUUCUUUCAAAAGGUUGUCCUCAUUUAAGUGAAAAUAGGGAUGAUUUUGAGGCUGGGCUUGUGGAGCUUGCAAGAUGGGAUGCUGCAUUUGAUAAGCAGACUGACACUGACAUUUCUCAUCAUAAGGAAAUGCCAGUAAUGGGAGUGAAGAAAAAGUCAAAGGGUCUUGAGAGCAAUGGCAGGGCAGCUGAUCUUCCAUUGACAGAAAGAUCAAAGGUUGCUGUUGGUACUGGAGUACAAGAUAAAAAGGGAACUAGUAAUGCUAGCUCUCCUGCUAAAAAGAGGAAGUUUAAGUUAAAGCCAGAAAAGCAUAGUAUUAAGUCUUCCGGUAUUCCAAAAGAUCCACUAGGGAGCAUAGAUAUGGGACAGGCUGAUAAACAUAUGGAAUCUUUAGCUAUGCCUUCCACCGAAAGGCAGAAGGCAACCAACUCAAGCAAUCUUCCAGAGGCGCAUGAUACUCUCUUGAAUAAAUCCAAGGAUAGAUUUAGUGGUGGAAAUACAUCUGUAUCUGGGGUAUCAGUAAAAGAUGGUCCUGCACGUCUUGGGUCAGAAAAUGGACUCAAUGUUGAGACUAAGCCUGCUGUGGUUCAACAAUAUGUGGAAGAUUGGGUUUGUUGUGAUCUUUGUCAGAAAUGGCGGCUUCUACCCUUUGGUAGGAGACCUGACGACCUACCUGAGAAGUGGGUCUGCAGCAUGCUCGACUGGCUGCCUGGAAUGAAUCAUUGUGACAUUAGUGAGGAUGAGACCACGAGGGCCCUUAAUGCUCUAGUUCCCGAUAUUCUAAGUCAUUUGAAUGGAUCUGCAUCAGCAGUCAUUUCUACGAAUAAUCAAUCCCUUGGCAAGAGCAACCAGAAUCUCCGUGGUCAAGCCACAGAUGGUCUAGGAAAGACUAAACAUAGUCUGAAGGAUGCUCUGCAAUCAGGCAACGGGACUGUUCAGUUUCCCAACCCCAAGAAGAACCAGUUCUCAGAGCCUGGCAGAAGCAGAAGCUUGAGUGACAUGAGUGAACAUCCUUCUGAUUCAACAUUAAAGAGAUGUGAUUUGCCUCAGUCAGGCAAGUCAAGCAUUACGGUUGUGGAGAAACAGUUACCUACAUUGAAGAAAAAGAGUGCAAAUGGAGGGGUUGCCAAACUAAUAAAGGUGAAGGGUAAGAGGAUGCCUGAUCAAUAUGAGUCCGGACCCUCUAAAAGAAUUAAGUCAGAUAAAUCUAUUUAUGCUGCCGAGCGAGAAAAUCCGGCUGCUGAACUUGGAAGAAUGGAUCUUAGCUCAAGGACUCCAGGAUCAUCUACAGAUAUUAGGAAGAAUAAGCAUCUUCAAUCCUUUUCCCCAAGGGAGGCAAAGCAAGAUUCAAGAAAAAGAAUAUUGGUCUCCAUAAAGACUCUUGGAGAUCAACCUCAGGUUUCUGCAGGUAGUGCAUCGGUAGAUUCGAGAGGUGAUGGUAGCAACUCCCGUAGGAAGCGGAAAUUUAACGGUAGCAUUGAUGAUGGGAACUGUGAUAGGACAUUUCAUCACUUAGCACAGGACUUGAAGGUUUUACCUGAUGAGAUCGGUGAUGAGAUUCUUAGAAAUGAAAAGAAGCUGCGAAGAUCGGAGACUGCGCUAAAGGAGUCCGGUAGCAGCGAUGGCAACAAUAAGUCCAAAAACGAAAUCAGGGUCAUGAGAGAUUUGUUUGGAAGUGAUUUUGCUGAUUGCGCUGAGGAUUUCAAAGUAGAUAAGGACCAGAAACGGAAAAAAGCCAGAAAGAAGCUUCAAUCUGAUCAUGAUUUGACAAGAGGCAAUGGAAGACAUGAACUGGUUACACUUGCUGCGGCUUCUAGCUCUUCAAAAGUAUCGGGUUCUCAGAAGAUGAAAGGAAACAAUGAAGAAGUGAAAGGUUCGCCCGUAGAAUCUGUUUCCUCAUCCCCCAUGAGGGUGUCCAGCUCAGUGAAGUUUAGAUCUGUAGGAAGUGAUGUUAGAGGUAAAGGUGAUGCUGCAAGUUGUGAUUUUCUAGUGAUGGAGGCUGCCAGAAAAAGCAGGGAGGAGAAAGCCAGUGGUGGUAACAGAAUUCCCGUAAAGAUAAAGAAAGAGAAAGUUUCACGGGGCUAUAAUUCCGAGUCUCUAAGGUCUGGCACAGCAGAUUACCGAGACAGAGGUGCUAAUUACAAGUUUGCUGAUGAUGCUAAGCCAACAGCUGGAUUGGGAAUUGGUCAUCUAGAUAGAAAAUGUGAUUAUUCACAGAAUGGUGAGUUUCACAUGGAAAAGCAUGGUUCAAGUCCUAGCUCUUAUGAGAACAGGACGCACAAGAAGUGUGCUGGCAGCACUUUGUUUCCCCAGAAGCAAGGGAAUAGUUCUGUUUUGCGAACUAAGGAUAGUGAUGUGGAUUCUGCUUCUGACUUUAACAGAGACAAGGUAAAGACCGUAGAUUUCUCAUCAAAGAAGGAGCCUGUUUAUCAAACUAAGGAGCAAAGGCAUGACUUGGUGGUCGACCAUGGAGCAAUGCAGAUUGAUAGAUGUCCUGUUGAGAAGAAUGAGAAGAACCAUAUUAGCAGGAGGGGAUCUUUAGGAAACCUGUCAAAUGGCAGUUUGAGGGACGAUCUUCAACAACAAAAUGAGCGUGACUUGUCAGAUGGGAGGUUAAAUGCUGAACAUGAGACUAACAAAUUGGCUUCUCCACCACAGAAGCUGGUCCAGGAUUCUACGAUACGAAAUAAAGCUGAUUCCUUGCAGUUAGAGAUGAGAAGUGGGAAGUCAAUGUCAUUUAUACGUUGUGAUGAUGAUGGCAAACAACAAAUAUCUACUCAUGAUUCCUUACCGGAGGUACUGCAGCAAGGUGUAUGCAUCGAAUCUCCACCUGAUGCUUCUGGCCAUAGUGGUCCAUUGAAGCCAUUGAGCAAAUUGGGGAUUGCUGGUAAAAAGAAAGGGGUGUACAAUAGUGCUGGGUGUGCUACGCCUGAACAGCAUGAGCUCAAAGAUGUUGCUUCAAGUCCAUUAAGAGCCAAUUUUUCAAUUCAGACUGCUGCUAAUGUUCUGAAAGAAGCAAAAGAUCUUAGAAAUUACGGUGAUCGUCUUAAGAGCUCUGGAUUUGGCUUUGAAAGUAACGAGGCAUGCUUCCAGGCUGCCCUGAAGUUUCUUCAGGGAGCUUCACUUCUAGAAACUUGCAAUGGUGAUGGCAGCAAACAUGGUGAAAUGACUCCAAUGCAAGUGUACAAUUCUACAGCCAAGCUUUGCGAAUCAUGUGCUCAUGAAUUUGAGAAAAGCCAAGAAAUGGGUGCUGCUGCAUUGGCCUACAAGUGCAUGGAGGUGGCGUACAUGAGGGUUGUCUAUUGUAAAUAUUCAAGCUUAAGCCGAGAUCGGCAUGAGUUGCAAGCUACACUGCAAAUGGUUCCUCAAGGUGAAUCACCAUCAUCUUCGGCAUCAGAUGUUGAUAACUUGAACAAUCAAGUAGCACCGGACAAGCCUAACUUAUUGAAGGGUGCUGCUUCACAUGCCGUAGGAAAUCACAUUGUUGCUGCUCGGAACCGUCCCACUAUAGCUCGGCUGCUUGAUUUUACAUUUGACGUUAAUUGUGCAAUGGAAGCCUCAAGAAAAUCACAGGUUGCUUUGGCAGCAGCUACUGCCAACCUGGAAGAGGCACAAAACAUUGAGCAAGUAACUUGCAUUAAAAGGGUAAUUGACUUCAGCUUCCAGGAUAUAGAUGAACUAUUACGGCUGGUUCAGCUCGCAAGGGAGGCCAUAAGCCGGUCAGGUAUCAAUGGUGCUAGGGAUUAAGUCGACUCUUUACAUAUGUGCUUGUUGCCCUUGGUGAGCAAGGAUUGAGAUGGAUAAAAUGCUGCCAUGAGCACCUGGCAACCUGCAGGAAGGCAGGUCACCUAGAGUCACCUCUCUGUACAUGUGUACAAAGUGAGAUUGAUCUGAAAUUUUGUGAUGUAAUUUUAGUGUUUAGAUAAAUUCUAGACGUGGAUAAGGUGCACAGUUCUCAACCUUAAGUUUCAGUGGUUGGGAUAAGAGGAAUGAGUUUUUUGCUUUGCUGGCGGUACAAUUGAGAAUCAUGUAACAUAUCUUUAUUGUUUUUGGCUCCUCUGACUGGGAGCAGGAAAGGUGAAUUAUUAUUGAGAUCAAACCAAGUCAAAUUUUUUGAGGAGGUUCACUACUGUCACUGUGAAAUUGGCCAUUUGUACUAGAUUCUGACAAUUGGUGGCUGUUCUGUUGUUUAUUUUUGGUUUCAUAUUAAAAAGCAGUUCGAUGGAAAUAGCAAAUACAAUUCUUGGAGACAAUGAACUGUGUAUGUUGAUGCUGUUUCAGCUUUUCUCUUUAGUAACUCCGACUUUCCAGUCAUUCUAGCUGCAGGUAAGUAGUUUUAUUUAAUGUAGCGGCACCUCUUUAAUCUAUUUUUACUCCCCUUUCUUUAGACAAGUUUUGAACGUCUUCUUCUGUGUAGGUUGGUUAUAGCGCUUUGCACUUCUAUUCUUGCAAUCCAAUUUUUCAACCGAAGGGAAGCAACCUGCAGAUCUCCUCCAGAUGACACUACAUCUUCCAUGAGAUGUUCUCUGACGUGUAAUCCAUUUGACUUUUGCUAGUCUUUUGUUUUUCCAUGCUUAUAUGGUCUCUCUGUUUGUGUAGUUGUUUUAUUCUUAACCUGCAUUGGUCCUCUUUGAAUGCACUUGGGGACGGUAAGAUCUGCCGUGCCUGCAUGGAUGAAGUAUGCUGGUGGUUUCCAACUUCAUCAGCAUCUCUGCAGAGGUAAACUUAGAGCUGUCUUCUGCGGAAUAGAGAUGUCUCUGUGGUUCUUGGAAGGUGGUGGCCUCAGUCGAUUAUUUACUUAACUAUGAGGCACAAAUGAACCUCUUUGUUUCUCUUAAAUGGAUGCUAGCCUCAGUCCGUCGUUCCAAGAAACAGAGUGAGCAAUUAUGUUCGCAGAGGAUGGGCAUCUCUUUACAAUGAAUUAUAUAUAUAAUCCUUAACCUUUGUGCACAUUCUUUGACUGUUUUUCAAUUCCUAUUAUUUGUCUUGUUGCACGCAGGUUCAACUGUAUCUGAGGAAGUGUUCACAUGGUCCCCGGUUAGUUCAUUAUAAUGCAUGCGUUCUAAUAUGAGACAUCGACACAUGCCACCUGAAUAAAUGUCUACAAACAUGGAAUUUUUUGAGAAUACUGUGUUUGGAAGAUGGCGCCGGAAGUUGGUGAUAGCUUUGGUUGCUAGCAAUCUGAUAUCAAGUCCUUCAACAGUUGUCAUAUACAUUACCAGGCAAAUGUUCAAUGGUGUAACUUUUUGAGCAGACAAAACUCACUAGCACUUGCAGCAGAUAAUCUGUACAUCAUACACAUUGUUCUGAUUCUGAAAAAAAUGUGCUGCGGGCAUUGAUUUA
Molecule: messenger RNA, 7142 nt
Organism: Rhodamnia argentea
Lineage: Eukaryota; Viridiplantae; Streptophyta; Magnoliopsida; Myrtales; Myrtaceae
Product: cysteine-tryptophan domain-containing zinc finger protein 3-like
Exons: 11
Coding region: 474-5546 (1690 amino acids)
Molecular function (GO): zinc ion binding
Source: RefSeq, a predicted model, not a curated record